AUGGCGAACCCUGAGCUAGCGAUAGCCAAGGCCUCUUUCAGUGCCAUCCUCUUCCGCAAAGAGCCUGUCUCUCUCACCCGGCCCGAGAUCGAGAGCUUCCACACCCUCCUCCACGACGCGAUACACCAGUGCUCGCCGGCCAACGUUCAGAAAUGCAAGCGCUGGAUCCUCAAGAACCUGAUCUCCUCCCCAGCGCGCGUCAGCGCCGUCGGCAAAUACCUGGCCGCCCUCUCCAAUUCCCUUCCCGAUGAUGCAAAGACGAAGCCCUCUACGCGGAGGAAGCGUCUGCACGUCCUGUACAUCAUCAACGACGUGCUCUACCACGUCGCCGUGCGGGAUCAGGACGCGCGCUUCGCGACCGCCCUGGAGGCCAGCCUGACACCCCUGCUCCACGGCGCCGCCAAGUUUCGAAACUGCCCCAAACACGCAAAGAAGCUGGAGGAGCUUCUGGCGCUGUGGGAGAAGCACAACUUCUUCUCCGCGACCGUCAUCAAUGACCUUCGCGAGACCGUCAAAGAAGCGCCCCAUGGCGGCAAGGUGUCAAAGGGAGGACAGGACCAGACGGGGUCGAAUCUCAGCUCAAGGCCCACCAAAGAUGCGCCCUACAUGAUCCCCUCGAUCCAUGGCGACCCCAACACACCCUGGUUCGAUCUACCGGCCGCGAAUUGGCUGCCGCACCUCACACCGAACUCGACGAAGCCCAUGAACCCAGACAUGAUCAAACCACUGCAGCUCGCCCCAGGCCCGGCGGACAAGGCCCUCGCCAAGGCGGUCAAAGACUUGCUCGCCGACGUCGAGAGGCUUUACAACCCAGGCGCGCCCCCUCAGGACGAGCAAUUGCAGCACACAGACCUCAGCGAGAUGGGCGAGCGCGUCGUUCUAGACGAGAUCACGGGCGAGGUCGUAGACGGGGAGACGUACUACGGGUGGUCCCGCAGAUUCUGCGAGAAGAUGAAGCAGCGGAGGAGGAAGACCAAGGCUGGAGGAGCCGAUCGCGGCCGUGAGCGAUCCGACUCCAGGAGCCGUUCUAGGAGCUUCUCCCGUGGCCGAUCCAGCAGGAGCGACUCUCCGCCAGCCUUGAAACGACGCAGACUCUCGCCGGACUCGCGGACUCCCAGCCGCAGUCGGAGCCGGGACCGCCGCCGUAGCCCUGAGCGCGGCGGUCGUUACGAUUCUAGAGAUUACAGCAGGUCGCGGUCGAGGUCGAGGUCGCGUCCUCGGUACAGGUCGCGGUCAGGGUCGCGCGAUCGGAGCCCAGCGAGACAUAGGGGCCGCGCCAACGCGAGCAGGUCACCGCUACCCCCGCCUGACCGAGACAAUCGGCACAACCCAGACUUCGGAUCCGGCCACACCACCGGCUGGGGACAGCCGCACCAUCAUCAGCCGCCUCCGCCGCCGCCUCCCCCCAGCUACAACUCCCCACAAACGCAAGCCUUUCCGCCGUAUCCUCCGCCACCACCACAAGCGGCCGGCGGCUUCGGUCACUUUCCAGCACCGCCGCCCCCUCCUCAAGGCUAUCAGGGCCAAUGGCCGCCGCCGCCCCCUCCUCCCUCACACAGCUGGGCUCCUCCGCCGCCAGGCCCUGGCGUCCCGCCUCCGCACAUGGGCGGGUGGGUGGCACCCCCGCCUCCACCACCGCAGCAGUUGCAUCAUCAGUAUCAGCAGUUCGGACGAGGCAAUGGCGGGUAUCGUGGACGUGGGGGAAGGGGCGGAGGCUACGAUCGCGGCAGAGGCGGAUGGUAA
Messenger RNA from Colletotrichum orchidophilum, 1743 nucleotides. RefSeq lists its product as uncharacterized. The transcript is spliced from 2 exons. Lineage: Eukaryota; Fungi; Ascomycota; Sordariomycetes; Glomerellales; Glomerellaceae. The record is from RefSeq and is a predicted model, not a curated record. Gene Ontology annotation, cellular component: perinuclear region of cytoplasm. The coding region runs from base 1 to 1743 and encodes 580 amino acids. Gene Ontology annotation, biological process: intracellular calcium ion homeostasis.